Molecule: messenger RNA, 838 nt
Organism: Drosophila arizonae
Lineage: Eukaryota; Metazoa; Arthropoda; Insecta; Diptera; Drosophilidae
Product: ribosomal RNA small subunit methyltransferase NEP1
Biological process (GO): rRNA base methylation
Cellular component (GO): small-subunit processome; nucleus
Molecular function (GO): rRNA (pseudouridine) methyltransferase activity; rRNA binding
Source: RefSeq, a predicted model, not a curated record
GUUUUUGUAUUCCGAGCGCGUUGACAGUUUAACGAAAAAAGGAAUAGAUUAGCAAUGGGAGGCCAGGGCAAAAUGAUAAAUCGGAAACGAAAAUUCGAGGGACGUAAGGAAGACGAUCCCGAGUUCGAUUUGGAUAGAAACAACUUUAAGUUGCUGCACGUGAAUACGAAAGAAAAGCGCCUGAUAAUCGUACUAGAAGGCGCGCAACUGGAAACUGUGAAGGUGAACCGGACAUUCGAGCUCCUCAACUGCGAUGACCAUGCGGGCAUUUUGCGGAAAAAUCAGAGAGAACCGGGCACCUGCCGGCCGGACAUCACCCACCAAUGCCUGUUGAUGCUGUUCGAUUCGCCGCUGAAUCGCGCCGGCUUGCUGCAGGUGUUUGUGCGCACCGCACAGAAUGUGAUCAUCGAGAUCAAUCCACAGACACGGAUACCGCGCACAUUCAAACGCUUCGCCGGCCUCAUGGUGCAGCUGCUGCACAAAUUUCAAGUACGCGCCAACGAGACGUCGCGCCGCCUGAUGAGCGUCAUCAAGAAUCCGAUCACAGAUCACUUGCCCGUCGGCUGCAAGAAGUAUGCGAUGUCCUACUCCGGCAGGUUGGUGACCAAUUGUCGUGAAUUGGUGCCGAAGGGCGAGGAGGGCAGCUCAGCCUACGAAGAGCCCGUGGUCAUCGUCAUUGGCGCCUUCGCUCACGGCACUCUCAACACCGACUACACCGAGGAGCUAAUCUCCAUCAGCCGGUAUCCGCUGUCGGCGGCCAUUGCCUGCUCCAAGCUCUGCAGCGCCUUUGAAGAGGUAUGGGGCGUGGUCUAGCCCCUCUAGUCUAGCCGCUCUUUAG